Molecule: messenger RNA, 1934 nt
Organism: Carassius auratus (goldfish)
Lineage: Eukaryota; Metazoa; Chordata; Actinopteri; Cypriniformes; Cyprinidae
Exons: 4
Coding region: 21-701 (226 amino acids)
Biological process (GO): regulation of mitochondrial transcription
Cellular component (GO): mitochondrion
Molecular function (GO): RNA binding
Source: RefSeq, a predicted model, not a curated record
GAUCACUCUGCUCACUUAGUAUGCAGAAUCUGCCAGUGCAGGCGCUGGCCCUGCGGCAGCUAGGCAGACUGAACUCCCUCCAGCUGCUCACUCCAUGCCAUGCCUCUGGUCUCAGCAUGUGGUGCCACGAACAUUACACGCUCGUCAGUUUGUGGGGUUCAGCCACUCCUCAAACACACCGUACAGCUAUGUGGCCAAGAUCAUGGGACACUCGGCAGAGUUGGUUGCUUCAUCACUCCCGGCUCAAAAGCACGGGAAAAAAAGGGAAACAAAAAAUUAUGCAGCAGGAGGAGGAGGAGGAGGAGGAAGAUGCAGAGACUAGUGAUUAUGAGGAUGAGCUUCCAGAUGACCCAGGCCUGCCAAAAGACUAUAAAGACCAUGAGAAAACUGUCCAGUCUCUACGUUUCGAUUUGGUAUUGAAGACCGGAUUGGACAUUGCACGAAAUGGUGUGGAGGAUGCUUUCUAUAACCUCAAAUUGAGACUGAAUGGUCAGAAACUCACCAAGAAGAGCAAAAUGGUUAAAGUGGGGGAUACACUGGAUCUGAUCCUAAAUGAGGACAAGGAAGUGGACACAGUCUUGCUGAAGAGAGUGAUCUUAAAAAAGGUGGUUGGAGAGACAAAAGACACAGAAAAGCAGAGAGUUAUUCUAAGAAGCUGGAAACACCUCCAACUUCCCAGAAAGCAUGUGUACAAGCAGUAAAGACCAGUUCUGUGAUGUUUUUGGGAGGUGAAAGAUCAGAAAGUGGGACAAAACUGAUAUUUCCUGUUCCACUCUCCAACCAUUUGAUUUGUAAAACUGCAGAUUGAGGAUUUAUUGAGUUGUUUCCAAUGCCCAACAAAAACUGAAGGUCCUUGUUACAUUUAUUCACUUACCAGUAGUUCUCAUAACUGUUUCAUAUUACUUGAAGAUUACUAUUAUUAACUUUACAGGUACAAGUGAAACACAAACACAUCUUAUUGUUUAGAGGCGAUUUUGGUUAUAUGCAAUUGCUUAUAUUUAUGUUACCUAGAUUCACAAAAUAACAUUCACUGAUUGUGAAUCAAAUAUAAUUUAGGAUAUCAGUGUUUUUCUGAUCCCUUGUUUAUGAUACCUUAUUUUUUAUUUUAUUUUUACAAUUGUCUUCGUGACAUUGGUAGAUUUUCAAUGAACAGUUUUCAGGAAGGGUACAGGGUGCCUUUGCACACAGCUGCACUAAGAACCAGACAAAAAAAAGGAAUUUUAAAAGGUUUUAUACAGCAUCUAUGCAAAAGAUUAAUGAGUCAGACCCACAUAAAUACAGUUUUUAAACUGUAUUUCAUUCUUUUUUCUUCAUUAUAAUGGUCAAGGGUGGAAUAUACCAAGACCACAAAUUUAAUCUUGAUAAACACUUCCCUUGGGGGUUUUUUUUUGUGUAUCUGAAGUAAAAUAAAAAGGAACAUGAAACCCAUCUUGGCUAGGAAGUGAAUUUUUAUUGAAAAAUAUAUAACAUAUAACCUGGUGCUAUAGUUAAGUACAGAUUAAUAAGAUUUACUUCCUGUAAGACAGGAUGUACUUCAAUAUGUUGAUAAUUAGAAAAAGCCAGUGCUGCAACAUUGCUAAAAUAAAAUAAAACAUGUUUAUAUACUGUAUCUUCUCUGCCCUCACCCCAAACUAAAGUGACCUAUUAUUUUUAAAGAACUAAAUGUUUACAUUUAAGUUAAUUAAGGCUAACUUUAGCUUAUCUAAUAAUUAGACAUUAGAAUAACAUCAAUCAUAUUUUGGCAUAUAAAUAGUAACACUAAUAUUUCACUGUCAUGUGAUAGUGGCUUCAAACACCAACUUUCUGUCACUUACCAAACCAUUUAAAGGCCAUGGACGUGAACUUGACCAGCCAAACUAGACCUUGAACAAGAACGUUUCAGUAUGCUUCAGCUUAUGGACUUGUGCAAAUAACAGCUAUGUUGUGUAAAAUAU